CACACAUAUACCCGUGCGAGCGCCUCUCGCUCCCUCACUGAAGUCACUGCUUGUGUUUUCACGUUGCUCAGACCUGCAAUCUGAGAGAAAAAGCUCAGCGUUCGCGUCGCUGCUCCCUGCCGCUGGUGGUGGAAGCGGUGAAGAGGAGAGAGGGGUUUGGGUUUUUUUGCUUUCUAUUUUUUUUUUUUUUCCUCUUGCAUUCAAUGGAUGUGAAUUUGGAGUCUUUGGACCUCGACAGUUUUGGAAUAUCUACAUGCUGAUCCUAUUUGUUGUGACACAUCAGCUCGUUUGGGGAAACCAUCCGAAGACAGCAAGAUGUUUCUCGUUAUCUUGUACUUCGCUUUGCCCUUAGUGGACGUACUUUUGUCUGCAGAAGUGAGCGGGCUGCCUGGAGGGGACCGUCUCGACUGUGUGAAAGCCAGCGAUCAGUGUCUCAAGGAGCAGAGCUGUAGUACUAAAUACAGGACACUGAGGCAGUGUGUAGCCGGCAAAGAGAGCAACUUCAGCCGGGCGACAGGCCUGGAGGCAAAGGACGAAUGCAAAAGCGCCAUGGAAGCUCUCAAGCAGAAAUCUCUGUACAACUGUCGCUGUAAGAGGGGCAUGAAGAAGGAGAAAAACUGCCUGCGCAUUUACUGGAGCAUGUACCAGAGCUUACAGGGAAACGACUUGCUUGAAGAUUCCCCUUAUGAGCCUGUUAACAGCAGACUGUCAGACAUAUUCAGGCUAGCACCAACUGUAUCAG
Messenger RNA from Apaloderma vittatum (bar-tailed trogon), 742 nucleotides. Its product is annotated as GDNF family receptor alpha-1. The transcript is spliced from 3 exons. NCBI's taxonomy places the organism in Eukaryota, Metazoa, Chordata, Aves, Trogoniformes, Trogonidae. Gene Ontology annotation, biological process: nervous system development. Gene Ontology annotation, molecular function: signaling receptor activity. Gene Ontology annotation, cellular component: external side of plasma membrane; signaling receptor complex. The record is from RefSeq and is a predicted model, not a curated record. The annotation marks the transcript as partial.